CUAGUAUACAGUAUGACAAGAUGGCGGACAGCGUGGCUUCGAAGAAGAAAAGAAGAUUAAAAGACAUGGACGCAGACGACUUCAUGGAAUAUGGCCUCGAUAGCGACUUGAGUUUGGAGAGUGAAGAAGACGAAGAAAAUGGCACGGAAAAAACAGCUGAAAAGGCUCCAGAAAAUGUCAAGUCCAAAACGUCGAAACACAAGAUGCAGUUGUCGAAGCUCGAAGAAAAGGAUCCAGAAUUUUAUAAGUUCUUAAAAGAAAAUGAUCAAGAAUUGCUUCAGUUUAAUGACUCGGAUACUGAUGAAGAAAUAGAAGAGAGUACCGAUGAAGAGGAUGAAAAUGAUGAUACUGCUCCAAAGGGAGAGACAGAGCAAGACAACCAAUCUGAUGCUGAAGUGGAACCAGAAGAUGAAGAUGAACAGCCCCAAAAGAAAGGCAAACAUGUUACCAUGGAGAUAAUAAAACAAUGGAGGAAGGAACUUGAGAAAAUGUCAUUGCAUGGUUUACAUCAAGUCAUCAAAGCCUUCAGAGCAGCAGUACAUGGUGCUCUAGAUGAAGUCUCUACUGAUAACAAGACACCAAUGCAUUUUGUGUACAGAGUGGAGGGCAAUGCAGUYUUUAAUGCCAUCAUUCAGUUGUGCCUGAAGCAUGUCUACACAGUUUUACACCAUCAUAUUGGAGGCUCCUCAACAAAGCAUGGAAAAGUAACACUUCCAUCAAGCAACAAGAAAUGGAAUCAAGUCAAGACGUCUCUCAAGUUCUAUCUGACUGAUUUACUCCAGCUUCUUAGAACGCUAGCAGAACCUUCCAUGCUCUGUGUCAUCCUCAAGCACGCCAAUCAGUUGUCUGUGUUCUUUGCCUGCUACCCUAAAAUAUCCAAGAACUAUAUCAAGAGAAUGACUCGUAUGUGGGGAACAGGUAAUGAACAUGUUCGUGUAAUGGCGUUCCUUGGACUUAACAAGAUUAUGGCUUUGCUUCCCUCGCCUUUGAUUGAAUUUUGUCUGAAGCAACUAUACCUGGGUUUUGUCAAGAACACAAAAUUCACUUCUCCAAGAACCCUWCCAUUGAUAACCUUCAUGCAGAACUCAUUGGUCGAGGUGUUYAGACUUGACCCUCAAUUGACUUAUCAACAUGCCUUUGUCUACAUUAGACAACUUGCUAUCCACCUUAGAAAUGCAAUAGUUAAUAAGAAAAAGGAUUCAUUUCAAUCAGUGUAUAACUGGCAAUAUGUGCACUGUAUUCAUCUAUGGUGCCGAGUSCUUAGUGAGAUACAGUGCCAAGGUGUGCUAGAUCCAUUAAUAUAUCCACUGGUGCAGGUGGUGCUUGGAGUAUUGAAGAAACAUCAACAGAAGUUACUGAACGGCGUUCAAACGUUUCAUUUAGUCCGAAGGACAUCAAGGAAGUCGAGAGUUGGACAGCCCAGUACAAGCAACACCCAAACACUAUUGUCAAGUUUUAUAGCACCUGGAAGACAAUGAAACCGGUUACGACACCACCUCAGAAUGACGAAGCUGAUGACGAUCACGAUGAAUCAGGCAGCGAAGAAGACGAGGAACCGAAGACAAAACGACAAAAGAAAUCAAGAAAAGAAGGUGGUAAAAUAGACAAUAAACAAAAGAARUCCCAACAGAAAAAAGAGAAUAUUUCACGCCAGACUAAUGAAGAAAUGCCUGACGUAGAGGAUAUUGUUGAAGAUUUUCACUUCUCCUCUGACGAAGAUAAUUGAUACCMWGGAAGUUUCGAURUUCUGUUGGUUAGAAUCUUSWUUUUUCGUAUURCGGAAGAACAAAAUUUACUCUUACRGAGGGUGAUGUCAUUUAAAUACGUUAAUAGAUAGACCUCCUCUGCCCUGUCCUAAUGUUGUCCCAUUUCAGACCACGUUUCAUUCUCUAGAGUAUCAGUUCUUUGUUUAAGGCCCCGUCCACACGUGUGCGGAAAUUUUUGUAUCCGUAUCCGCAAAUUUUACGAAAAYGGAYACGUGUG
Actinia tenebrosa (Australian red waratah sea anemone) is the source of this 1983-nucleotide messenger RNA. Its product is annotated as nucleolar complex protein 2 homolog. Gene Ontology annotation, biological process: ribosomal large subunit biogenesis; negative regulation of transcription by RNA polymerase II. Gene Ontology annotation, molecular function: transcription corepressor activity; histone binding. The record is from RefSeq and is a predicted model, not a curated record. Gene Ontology annotation, cellular component: nucleolus; Noc2p-Noc3p complex; Noc1p-Noc2p complex. Lineage: Eukaryota; Metazoa; Cnidaria; Anthozoa; Actiniaria; Actiniidae.